Messenger RNA from Saccostrea cuccullata (small rock oyster), 3415 nucleotides. Its product is annotated as proton-coupled folate transporter-like. The coding region runs from base 240 to 1652 and encodes 470 amino acids. The record is from RefSeq and is a predicted model, not a curated record. The transcript has 4 exons. Gene Ontology annotation, molecular function: transmembrane transporter activity. NCBI's taxonomy places the organism in Eukaryota, Metazoa, Mollusca, Bivalvia, Ostreida, Ostreidae. Gene Ontology annotation, biological process: transmembrane transport. Gene Ontology annotation, cellular component: membrane.
GAUUAAUAUCGGUUAAAACAUGUGGCAUCAGACAUGUGGGAAUUUUAUCAAUACUUAUGAAUAUUUCAGAUAAAUGGAGGAAAAAAUAAUGAACUUCAUUAUUAAAUAUGAUGAGGAGUCGUGCACUCUACAAAACCCGUGAUUACAGUAUCACUAUUUAGUACUUUGACCUAAAUCGUAUUCAUUGUCAGCUCUCUAUCUAGUACCCUCCAUACAUUUGUACAUUAUUAGGUUUAUUGAUGAUGAAAACAGAAACUAAAGAGGGUUAUCUUCAAAUUUUUAUACCGUUAUGUGCCGCAAAUUUCUGUUUAUUUUUUUCGAUUGUUAUGAGCUCGUACACUGCCAGUGAAUAUGGGCAUGAUACAUUUCGGGAUCUGAAAUUUCCAAAUAGAACAUUGUCCAACAGUACAGACAAAUCUUUGUGCGAUACAAACACAUCUUCUCAGGGAUACAAGGAUGAGCAGAUUGUACAGAAGACAGUGGCGAGGUGGAAUGUGUACAUAUCGAUAGCACAGGGAGUGCCUCUUCUGCUCUCCAGCGUCCUAUUCUCCCCACUGAGUGACUCCAUCGGACGGAGACCGUUUCUGUCUCUAGGAGCAUUUGGUGCUGGCAUCAAGCAGCUCCUCAUGACAUUAGCUAUUGUUUUUCAUUGGAAUGUCUACCUGUUUAUACCAUUCACCUUGAUUGAGGGUCUUUGUGGAAGUUGGGUUGCUCAGCUCGCCGUGGCAAUGUCUGUCGUCUCCGAUCUGACAACAGCGGGAAAGUCCAGAUCGUAUUUGAUUGCAGUGCUUAGUUUCGUACUUGGAGUCGGUUUUUCUCUGGGAACAUUUGUUUCUGGUUACGUUGUCGUGCGUUUAGGGUAUGAUUACUCCAUGGCUAUAUCAUCUGGAAUGUCUGGUUUGGCAUUUGUUAUCGCAUGUUUUAUACCAGAAACAUUAUCCGAUUCACAAAGACAAUCUAACAGGUUUAGUUGUAUGGGAAAUUUCAAAGAUAUUUUAAGAUUUUAUACAAAGAAUGACCCUGAAUAUCCUACCUCAACUCGCUGGAAAUACAACACUGCAAUUUUAUCGUUUAUUUUCAUAAUGAUGUCUAAAUUGGGGUCUUUUGCGAUUGAAACAUUUUAUUUAUUGAACUCUCCAUUUUGCUUUAACCCAGAGACAAUCAGUAUCUUUGAAACGGCUAAAACCUGUCUUUCAGAGAUUGUUAUUUUAGUUGGGAUAAAAUUCAUGCAACAGUGUAUUACAGAUGAAACCAUCGCUAUGUUUGGGGCAAUAUCCUCAACAUGUAGUCUUGUGUUGUUUGGAAUAGCAUCAUCGGACAUUUAUCUAUAUAUAGCGGCUGCUAUUGGUACUUUGGGGAUGGGCUCUAUUCCAAUGAUUAGAGGAGUUAUGUCAAAGAUGACCCCUCCCCACAAGCAAGGUACUUUGUUGGCAGUUCAACACAUAGUGGAGAACAUUUGUAACCUGACUGGAUCUGUGUUAGGUGGCGCCAUCUACUCAGAGACAGUGUCCUUCUACAGAGGAACCGUGUAUCUAGUGUUCGCUGGCUUCUUGUUCUUGGCUUUCAUACUUCUAAUAUUCCUGAUGAAAGACUCUAGAAGAAUUAAUACAUAUUUGGAGAAGGAGCACACUAUAACAAAACCAACGAAUUAGGCCAUAGGAAAGAAAUUUACUUUUAUCUUUAAGGACAGAUGAUACAAACAAACUUUUGUCAAAGAAUUUGAAAAUAACAAUUUGGGUCAUGUUCAAAUAAAUAAAAUAAAUAACGUUCACCACGUAGUUUUUAAUUUUUUAUUCAAAUGUGCACAAAAAUGGAGUUUGAAGUGAAAAUUAUUUGUAUAGAUUAAUAAGGAUGGUGUCAGAAGGGCAGACUUUUGAACACCACGGAAGGUUUACAAUUUCUUUAUAUUCUAGAAAUUUAUUAUUUGCAUCAUUUGCAAUGAAAUUAGGCCAAAAAAUAUACACCAAUCCAGGCAUCCAUUUUUUGUUUGUAUCAUAUGUCCUUAAACACUGUGUAAUGCUAAAGAAUGUUAGUUUAUCAAUUACUUUCAGUGUUUUGAAAAAAAAUCUGUCAAUAUACAUGCAUCUGAAGAAUCUAUGUUUGUUUUAUAUUUACAUCCACUUAAUAAUUUAUUUCUUAUGAAAACCACGAUUGUUAAUUUAAACAAUAAAAUGCUUUCUCUGGUUGUAAGUAUGGGAAUUAAUGUUACAGCAGUUGCAGGAAAAAUGCAUGACCUUCCUAUAAUCUAAUACAAUCUACCAUUAGCUCAAAUGCCGAUGAACGAUUUGUCAUACUUAAUGUUAGGCCAUUAUUUACACUUUGAAUUGUCAACAGAUUUUCCCCGUUAUUUACCGAUCAUGACCAAUCAUGUGAGGCCCGUCGACAAGGGAUGCUCACUUCUCCAUAGAACCUGAUCCCACCUCUUAUGUUUUAGAGAUCCGUGUUUGCUCUUCUGCUUAUUACACAUUUAUAUAAGUAGAAAAAUAAAAUUGCUUUCUUUACUUUUAGUUGGGAAUUAAAGUUGGAAAAAAAAUACCUAGUAAGCUUUAGCCAGUUACUCAACGUUCCUCGAGAGGAUACAAAGGCUAAAUAUGAUAACCAAAAUAAACAUUUCAUCAAAAUCGUUACCAACAUUUCAAAAUCAUCAAAGUUAUAAUUGUGUCAUGUUGUAUUUUUUUAUAUUUAGCGAGUGGCAAUAAAUACAAAUUUUACAUUUUGUAUUUCAGUAAAUACAAAAUUCACACAUUCUAUUUACUGGUAAAUUCAAAAUUUACAACAUGUCAAUGGACACAACUCAUUUAUUUAUCUUAUAUUUUGCAGAAUAAAAUGAUCAGUGGUUAUGCAUUGUACAUGAAUCUAUUUAAAUUGAUUAAAAAUUACAGACAUCAGUGAAUGACCAGGGAAUUGCUAUAUAUUACAGAGGCCAGACAAUGGGGACAAAGGUGUUAUUGGCAUUUUAUUGGGUUCUAUUACAGAUAGCUUAUAAUGCUAUCUGUCAUAAUCUGUAGCGUAAAUGCAUUCCUUUGUGACAUUUUUUUUUAUCCUUUAUUCAGCUCAUGAACUUUAUAUAAACCCAGAAAAACUAUGAAAUCGUAAAAUGUUUAUCUUUGUUUACAAUAAUUAUGAAUACAUUCAUUUUAUAAUAAAUCUGUUCGACAAAAAUGAAUAAUUCAUUUAUCAGAAUCCCAAAUAGAUUACCUCGAGAUGACUUAGGAUCUUCCAAAAGUCGUAGAGAUACUGGUCUGGAAUGUUUUUCUACAGUCGAAAAAUGACCCUACUCGUCGUAGAAUAUUGGCCCGAGGUCAUUUUUCUACGUAGAAAAAUUACCCCUGGUCAAUAUUCUAUACGGGAGUCACUUUUCGUCGUUACACCGGCACUGAAUUCGAAAGAAGUUCGAUCAUACCUCUCAUCCCCA